Molecule: messenger RNA, 1146 nt
Organism: Kockovaella imperatae
Lineage: Eukaryota; Fungi; Basidiomycota; Tremellomycetes; Tremellales; Cuniculitremaceae
Exons: 4
Coding region: 169-918 (249 amino acids)
Source: RefSeq, a predicted model, not a curated record
GCAGCGGCGAGUAGCUGCAGCAGCAGCCAGCAGCCAGCCAGCAGCAUGCUACAACGGUCAGGGCUUCUCUGAGACUCUUUCUCACCUACCAUACAUCUUGAAACUGGACACCUUGCUACACCUCGUUACUAUCUCAAUACUUUCUCUAUACUCUCUCGCGAGAUCACGAUGGCCUCCAAUAUAGCCCACGUCCCGACACUCGCUUUCGAUGGCAACAGCAUGCCAGCGAGUAGGCCUGAGAGUCCGACCUCGCUCCCCACUCCUUCGGACUUGACGCGACGACUCAAUCUCAUCAGUAACGGAUUGGCCAAAUACAAUCGAUUGACAUGGAAAGGACUCAUUGGAUUCUUCACCUUUGUCGAUGUCUCCCUCGCUGUCUUUGCGGUCAUCCUUGGUGCCUUGACGGCCGUUCUGGUGGAAGGGCAUCCGAAAGCUGCUAAAUGGGUCGCCGUGGUCAAUACCCUCAUCUCAGCCAUGAUCGCAUUGUUGAAGGGCACCGGCAUUCCAACCUCUCUCAUUGCGCUCAACACACGAGCCAGCGCGCUACGAUACCGUAUCGACGACCUGGAAGCGCAGUGUGAUCCCACCCAUGAGUCCGCCGCGACCCAUCAAGCUCACGUCAAAUUGUUCAUGGGUAUCCAGAAGGAUUAUCAAAAGUUGGGAACCGAUCUCGGAGAUGCUUGGAAACAGAUUUUAUCGGGCCUCGGCCCCAAACCCGAUGGAGAAGCCCCUGAACCUGUCAACACACAUAGCGAUCCAAAGCCUCACAAGUCUAAGAAUGAAAGCCCGGCGCAUCCUCAAACCGAACCGGCGACUCAUCACGUGCCUGUCGCUCCUGUCCACAAUCACGCUGCUGCUCACCCCGUUCAUCAUAACGACGACCCCAUUGAUGAAAAGGAGGCACCCCACACGCAGUAAACUAAGGGGCAUCGUGAACGCAUCCGACAUGUACGGAGAGACCCUCUCGGAGCGUAAGGAAGCAUAAGCACUCAAUUCGUGGAAGAGCAUAUGCUGGUGGUGCCUGUUUCUUAGUUUUGGGCUCGUGUUCUAACGGUCUAUAGUAGCUUGAGUAAAGGUUGUCCUUGGUAUGGCUUCGUAUCAUGGUGUAUACAUAUUCCGAUGCCACAUGGGACUCUCGCAUCGCCA